This is a messenger RNA of Alosa alosa (allis shad), 3157 nucleotides long. It is a transcript of the gene trim37, whose product is annotated as tripartite motif containing 37. Gene Ontology annotation, cellular component: aggresome; peroxisome. NCBI's taxonomy places the organism in Eukaryota, Metazoa, Chordata, Actinopteri, Clupeiformes, Clupeidae. Gene Ontology annotation, biological process: negative regulation of centriole replication; protein autoubiquitination. The transcript is spliced from 26 exons. Gene Ontology annotation, molecular function: ubiquitin protein ligase activity; tumor necrosis factor receptor binding; zinc ion binding. The record is from RefSeq and is a predicted model, not a curated record.
GACUGACUGUGAGUGACAAGCAGGUAUCAAAGCUAGCUUUCACAUAGUAUAUGCGAGAGAGAUGCAAGUUUUUCGUGAAAGGUGCAAACACGCAAAUUAAGCAAUCACAGCAGACGUGACAGCCUUUGGCAUUUUAGGGAUUCUUGGUGUUCGUAGCUGAUAACCGGAUGUUAUAUUGAGAAAGCCUGUGUGUUGCAUUUUAGCAAGUGAAUUGCUUCGCUAUCCUGCUGGCUUCUUUUCCCAUUUCUCCCACUGUUUUGGAAGCGCUGUGGUGGAAUCAUAACGUUAGGUAAACCCAUUUUGCAGACAACUAGCUUUAGCAAACCAUCAGCAUACAGAACUCCUGUUGACUCCUGCCUGAGAAUUGGGUGUCCUUAGAAACAUAUUUUCGUGGAUCACACCAUCUGAAGGCUCGUCUUGACAGCCAUACGUCUGCUGUCAGUGCCGUUUGACAUCCAGUCGGGGUUUCUUUGAAGGGGCUGUAUCCUGGACAUCACAAAACUGGCGGACAUGGAUGAACAGAGUGUUGAGAGCAUAGCGGAGGUGUUUCGCUGCUUCAUCUGUAUGGAGAAGCUGAGAGAUGCCCGGCUGUGUCCACACUGUUCCAAACUGUGCUGCUUCAGCUGCAUAAGGCGAUGGCUAACAGAACAAAGAGCCCAGUGCCCACAUUGUCGGGCCCCUCUGCAGCUGCGUGAGCUGGUGAACUGUCGGUGGGCAGAGGAGGUCACCCAACAGCUAGACACACUGCAGCUCUGCAACCUCUCCAAGCACGAGGAGAACGACAAGGACAAGUGUGAGAACCACCACGAGAAGCUGAGUGUGUUCUGCUGGACCUGCAAGAAGUGCAUCUGCCAUCAAUGUGCCCUAUGGGGUGGCAUGCAUGGGGGCCAUACCUUCAAGCCUCUGGCAGAGAUCUACGAGCAGCACGUCACCAAGGUGAAUGAGGAGGUUGCCAAGCUACGCCGACGACUCAUGGAGCUCAUCAGCCUCGUCCAGGAAGUGGAGAAGAAUGUGGAGGCGGUGCGUGGGGCGAAGGAUGAACGCGUUAGAGAGAUCAGGAACGCCGUGGAGAUGAUGAUCGCACGACUGGACAACCAGCUCAAGAACAAGCUCAUCACACUUAUGGGUCAGAAGACAUCCCUGACUCAGGAGACCGAGUUGCUGGAGUCUCUGCUGCAGGAAGUAGAGCACCAGUUGAGGUCCUGCAGUAAAAGUGAGCUCAUCUCCAAGAGCCCGGAGAUUCUACUCAUGUUCCAGCAGGUGCACAGGAAGCCCAUGCAGUCGUUCGUCACCACACCUGUACCGCCCGACUUCACCAGUGAGCUGGUUCCUGCUUAUGACUCCAGCGUGUUUGUGCUGUCCAGCUUCAGUACUUUGCGGCAGCGGGCUGACCCUGUCUACAGCCCCCCACUGCAGAUCUCAGGCCUCUGCUGGAGACUAAAGGUUUACCCUGAUGGGAACGGCGUCGUGCGUGGUAACUACCUCUCUGUGUUUCUGGAGCUGUCAGCUGGUCUGUCUGAAACCUCCAAGUAUGAGUACCGAGUGGAGAUGGUGCACCAGGGCUCCAGUGACCCCAGUAAGAACAUCAUCAGGGAGUUUGCGUCGGACUUUGAGGUGGGCGAGUGCUGGGGCUACAACCGCUUCUUCAGACUGGACCUGCUCGCCACCGAGGGCUACCUGGACCGCCAGAACGACACACUUGUACUCAGGUACCAGGUGAGGUCGCCCACCUUCUUCCAGAAGUGCCGAGACCAGGGCUGGUACAUCAGCCAGCUGGAGGCGGCUCAGACCAGCUACCUACAGCAGAUCCACCAUCUACAGGAGAGAUUAGCCAUGCAGCUGUUCCGCCAUGAGAAGAGCCCAGAGCAGAGGAAAGGGGGUGUCCGUGAGUCUCGGGCAGAGAAGGCGGGGCCAGAAGAAGAGGCGGGGCCAGCAUCAGUGGGCGGGACUGAGAGCAAGACAGAGGAGGAUGAGGACGACAAGACACAGCAGGACGACUCCAACGACCUGUCAGACGGUGAUUUGGAGGUGGACUGUAUGACGGUUGAUGACGAGGUGAACCCUCUGGACGGAAGUAGCACGUCCGGCAGCUCCACGGCAACUAGCAACACUGAGGAGAAUGACAUCGACGAGGAGACCAUGUCAGGGGAGAAUGAUGUGGAGUACGGUGCCACUCUGGAGCUGGAGGAGGGACACAUGCCAGAGGACGCCGCUGGAGCUUUUCUGGCUGUGGGCGCUGGAUGGCCGGGCGUGAGCGCCAGUGGGCUCCUGGAGAUCGACCCGGUCAUCCUCAUCCAGCUGCUGGACCUCAAGGACCGCAACCACAUGGACUCACUGUGGGGCGUGCAGCCGAGACCGCCAACGCUGCUGCACAACCAGGGUACACACACACACACACACACACACACACACACACACACACACUCACGCCCUCAGGCAGUGCGUCGGUCAGCCCCAGACUCCGGGGUCCUGAUCCGGCUGAAGGCCCAGAUGGCGGAGGUGCGGAGCAAGAGGAGCUGAGGAAGGCCUCGAGAGCCGGAGGGCAACGGCAGGAAGAGCGAGCUGGACCUGCUCUUCAAGGGCCCCGCCAGACACGCCCGCGGCGGGAAGAAGUCUCCGCUAAGUGACAGUGGGUGUGUUGAGAAGUGUGUUACGCCGGGCCGGGCCUCGAGGGGGGAGAAGGAGCCGAGGGGCUUAGACCCCGCUCUAACCAAGACGACAGCAGCAUGGCUGAGGGUGUUCAUGAGGUUCUCUGGAUGGAGACCAGGAGAGGGGCCUGCUGAAUCCCACCAAUCACGGCUCACGUUGGCAGAAAGCCACCAAUCAAGGCUCACAUUGGUUGAGCCUUCCUCCUCCCGCAGUGAUGAAGGUGUACUGUGUCCACAGCCUGUGGUGCACCUGAUGAGCAGUGACAGUGAGGUGGACUGCGACACUGAGAAUGAGAACGAGGAGGACGGGGAGGCUGGAGAAUACGACACACACACACUCCCUGAAGCAGGGGAACAGCUGUUGACAGAUGACUUGAGCUUCACAGCAGGAGAGGCCACUGAAAGGUGAUGGGUCUCCGUGACAACCGCGACCCAUGAUUCACAUCCCCUCUGUCUCACUUAGUAUUUUGUUUGUUUGUUUGUUUGUUUGUUUGUUUGUUUGUUUGUUU